Molecule: messenger RNA, 1936 nt
Organism: Lactuca sativa (garden lettuce)
Lineage: Eukaryota; Viridiplantae; Streptophyta; Magnoliopsida; Asterales; Asteraceae
Product: hexokinase-1
Biological process (GO): glycolytic process; glucose metabolic process; intracellular glucose homeostasis
Cellular component (GO): mitochondrion; cytosol
Molecular function (GO): ATP binding; D-glucose binding; fructokinase activity
Source: RefSeq, a predicted model, not a curated record
AAGAAGUAAAAGAGAAACCGUUAAGGAUCUGGCAGCCACUGGCCACUUUCCACCACCUCCUUUUUCUUCCAUUUUUAUGUUAAACCACCUUUUCCCUUUUCUGUUCUCCAAUUACUUCCUGUUACACCCACCAAUCGUAUAGGGUUUUCUUCUUCAAUCAAAUCAAACAGGUCACUUGUCCUUUCUAGCUUCAAUCGUCAAAUCAAUUGGUGAAUGAUCACUACUAUCACCAUCCGAUAACUUUACUGUUUCUCUGUACACUUUCGUCGUUUGUGAUGGGAAAAGUUGCGGUGGGAGCUGCGGUGAUAGGUGGGGUUGCAAUUUGUGCUGCGGCCUCACUGAUUGUGCGCCACCAUGUGCGGAGCUCGAGACGGUGGGUUAAAACGGUGGAAAUUCUUAAAGAAUUAGAAGACAAGUGUGCAACAUCCAACGCUAAGUUGAAGCAGAUAGCUGACGCCAUGACCGUUGAAAUGCAUGCUGGACUUGCUUCUGAAGGUGGUAGCAAACUCAAGAUGCUCAUCAGCUACGUUGAUAAUCUUCCCACUGGUGACGAAGAAGGCGUGUAUUACGCAUUGGAUCUCGGAGGAACAAACUUCCGGGUGUUGCGAGUGCAAUUGGCAGGGAAAUCCGGUAUCAAAUCUCAAGAGUUUGCCGAGGUUUCAAUUCCUCCACAGUUGAUGAUCGGAACUUCACAAGCCCUUUUUGAUUAUAUCGCAGCCGAACUUGCAAAAUUCGUAGCCGAUGAAGGUGACAAGUUUCAUCUUCCUCCUGGGCGACAGAGGGAGUUAGGUUUCACAUUCUCGUUUCCGGUGAUGCAAUUAUCGAUUGAUUCCGGGAGUCUCAUGCGAUGGACUAAAGGAUUCUCUAUUCACGACAUGGUCGGUCAAGAUGUAGUUGCGGAACUAACACAUGCAAUGAAACGUCAAGGUGUCGAUAUGCGUGUUUCCGCAUUGGUGAAUGAUACAGUGGGGACAUUAGCCGGGGGUAGAUACGACAAUAAAGACGUUGUUAUCGCGGUAAUCUUGGGAACUGGAUCAAAUGCAGCUUACGUGGAGCGCGCUCAGGGUAUACCAAAAUGGCACGGCCCGCCCCCUAAAUCCGGCGAGAUGGUUGUCAACAUGGAGUGGGGUAACUUCAGAUCUUCACAGCUUCCGUUAACGGAGUAUGAUAAUGCACUUGAUGUUGAAAGUUUGAACCCUAACGAACAGAUAUUUGAAAAAAUGAUUUCGGGAAUGUAUCUUGGAGAACUUCUUCGAAGAGUUUUAUAUAGAAUGGCUGAUGAGGCUGCACUUUUUGGUGUUAUAGUUCCCCAGAAACUAAAAACCCCGUUUAUUUUGAGGACACCUGAGAUGUCGGCAAUGCAUCACGACACAUCCUCCGAUCUACGAGUGGUCGGAAACAAAAUGAAAGACAUUUUAGAGAUAUCCAACACAUCCCUCAAGACACGAAGGGUUGUAGUCGAGCUUUGCAAUAUAAUCGCCACACGAGGAGCUCGUCUUGCUGCUUCCGGGAUUUUGGGAAUUUUAAAGAAAUUAGGAAGGGAUACGGUUAGAGAAGGGGAAACACCAAACACAGUCAUAGCAAUGGACGGGGGGUUAUAUGAACACUACACCGAAUACAGUAAAUGUAUGGAGAGUGCACUACAUGAACUUGUAGGUGAUAAAGUUUCAGAUACUAUUAAGCUUGUACACUCGAACGAUGGGUCAGGAAUCGGGGCGGCUCUUCUUGCCGCCUCUCAUUCUCAAUAUCUUGAGGUUGAUGGUUCGUAAGAAAAGGGAUUAAAAUAUAUAUAAUUAUUAUAGAAGUGAAAAAUGUUGCUAUGUGAAGAGACUUCUAUAGUGAAUUAAUUCUUGAAUUAUGGUAUUGUAGAAUAUGUACCAAAGGGCUAGAUUAUCUAUUAAAAUUCUGCUUGAUAAAGCAAGUUUGAUUUGAAAAA